Molecule: messenger RNA, 1648 nt
Organism: Prorocentrum cordatum
Lineage: Eukaryota; Dinophyceae; Prorocentrales; Prorocentraceae
Source: the annotation of a GenBank genome assembly
AUGCCCAUCGUUCGUUGGAAAGGGUGGCAGGUCGACAGUGCUGACAUCGAGGCCGUGUCCGACGAUAUCAUCAAGCAGCACUUGCACGACGCGUAUUCGGACGGGGGGGACGACCACGUCGAUGAGACGGCCCCAGCACCGAUCGAGGGCGACGCACGCGAGGUCGAGGAGGCUCCAGCACCGAUCGAGGGCGACGCGGGCGAGGUCGGGGAGGCUCCAGCACCGAUCGAGGUCGACGGCGAGGACGUCGAGGAGGCUCCAGCACCGAUCGAGGACGGCGACGUCGAGGAGGCUCCAGCACUGAUCGAGGGCGACCAUGAGGUCGAGGAGGCUCCAGCACCGAUCGAGGGCGACCAUGACGAGGUCGAGCAGACUCCAGCGCCGAUCGAGGGCGACCAUGACGAGGUCGCUGCAGAGGAGGCUCCAGCACCGAUCGAGGGCGACGACGACGAGGUCGAGGAGGAGGCCCCAGCACAGAUCGAGGGCGACGUCAAGGGGGAGGCUCCAGCACCGAUCCGCGAGGGCCCUUCCUCGGAUCGCGGCUCAUUCUUCAGCGAUAGUGAGCCGACGAUCGGAUCCAACGAGGAGGGGGAGGAGAGCUGCGGGGGGGCAGCCGCGGCAUCGAGCGCUGCCGCCAGCAGCUCGGCCGCGAGCAGCUCGGGCAUCACGAUGCCCUUCGUGGCGGAGCUCAUGGGCCAGCGCGAGCGCCACAAGAUGAAGAAGGCGAAGAAGGAGAUGAAGACCGAGGCCGACAACGUGCUCACCGUCAUCCCGCCGAGCCUGGCCAAAGCGGAUGCGGCUGCUGGGGUGGAGCCAACGACGGUGCCAAAGGCCAAGGCGGUGGCGAAAGGCAAGGCGGUGGCGACUGCUGUGGCGAUCAAGCCAGUGGCGGUGCCAAAGGGCAAGGCGGCCGCGAAGGGCAAGGCGGUGGCGACUGCUGGGGUGAUCAAGCCAGCGGUGCCAAAGGGCAAGGCGGUGGCGAAGGGCAAGGCGGUGUCGACUGCUGGGGUGAAGCCAGUGGCGGUGCCUCAGGCCAAGGCGGUGCCGAAGGGCAAGGCGGUGCCGAAGCCAGGGGCGAGCGGUAGCAAGAGGAAGGCAUCGGCGGCGCCCUCGGCCUCGAAGAAGAAGGCCAAAGCUCAGGAUCCCAACCAGGAGGAGGAUGAGGAAGAGGAGGCUGGCGGCGCGUGCGAGGAGGUUGACGUGCAGGCUGCCGGCGAGGAGCCGAGCGCUGGCGUCGAGGACGCUGGCGGUGAGGAUGGCGCUGUGAUCGAGCUCACGAAGCCGCAGAACGGCUGGGAGGAGGUCUCAGACUUCUUGACGGCGGGCAUUCAGACCCUGAAUGACCACCAGGGCAUCCCCUUCCAGCUGCAGUACAGGAGCCGCGCGUCCGAGGGCUACCACACCAUCGCCUACAGGAACAAGCCGUUCCACCUCGAGGGCGGGUACUCGGCAUGGGCUCAGCUCAUCCAGGUGUCCAACAAGGAGUGGUCGGAGCAGCAGCUCGAGCACUUCAAGAUGGACAGGCGCGGCAUGAGCUUGUACGUGCUGAACAUGAUAUACUACUAUGUGGUCCAGAAGUCGACGUACUGCAAGGCGACCGCGAAGAGCAUCAGGAAGUACGUGCUGGCGUCGGAGAUCAGCGUUGGGG